Endocarpon pusillum Z07020 is the source of this 1320-nucleotide messenger RNA. RefSeq lists its product as uncharacterized. The record is from RefSeq and is a predicted model, not a curated record. The coding region runs from base 1 to 1320 and encodes 439 amino acids. Gene Ontology annotation, molecular function: carbon-sulfur lyase activity. The transcript is spliced from 6 exons. NCBI's taxonomy places the organism in Eukaryota, Fungi, Ascomycota, Eurotiomycetes, Verrucariales, Verrucariaceae.
AUGUCAACGCCACAUCGCAUUCCAGUUGACGAAACCCCGCGAGAUAACACGGGAUAUGACUCUGAUGAGGGAGCUGAAUCGAGCCGAAGUCUGGCUUCAUCAUCUGAUAUUUACCGAUACGAAAAUGGUCGUCGAUAUCAUACUUUCCGGGAUGGUUCGUACUGGGCGCCAAAUGAUCAGAUGAAUUCCUAUCACGAGAAGAUAUUUCAUCAUAUUAUGCUCCUCACACUUAAUGACAAACUUUAUCUAGCACCCAUCGAAACUCCUAAACAUGUCAUUGACCUUGGGACUGGCGCUGGUAGGUGGGCAAUCGACUUUGCAGACCAUCACGAAGAUGCUGAAGUGCUUGGAGUUGAUUUGUCGAUUGUCGAAUACACCGGGCAUCCCAAUUUACGAUUUAUUGUUGACGACAUUUGUUCGGAGUGGACUCAUAAUACAAAGUUUGACUUUGUGCAUGUGAGAGCACUCUAUGGAAGUAUAGCAGAUUGGCCUUCACUCUAUAAGCAAUGCUUUGACAACAUGGCCUCUGGCGGUUAUAUUGAGCAUGUUGAACUAGAUAUCCAGCCCAAGUCAGAGGACGGCACCUUGCCUCCAGACAGCAUCCUAUUUCAAUGGAAUGCCGUUGGUCGAGCAUGGGCCCAAGCAACUGGCAAGACGUUCUUUGUGGCGACUGAGGUCAAACAGCAGAUUGCUGAUGCUGGAUUUGUUGAUGUUGUUGAGGAGAUCUUCAAGCUGCCGUUGGGACAAUGGAGUAGUGAUGAACGCUUCAAGGAGCUGGGAAAGUACUAUCAACAAUUCUGGCGAGAAGGUAUGGAGGGCUGGUGGUCAAUGGAGCAGGUCAAAUCGUUCCUCCUCGAGACAAGGAAAGCCAUUGAAAUUCCAACGCAACAUGUAUACUAUGACAUAAUGACAGCCUACAAAGGUCAAUGCCACUGCGGCCAGACUACGUGGACCGCCGAAAUCUCCGACGAGAAGCAUGUCCUCUGUCAUUGUACCGCUUGCAAAGUCCUGGGUGGUGGCGAAUUCACACUGAACCAAAUCAUCCCCAAGGAGAACUUCAAACUUACUGGAGGCGAUCUGAAGCAGUACACCUAUAGGGGAGAUUCUGGCAACUCAGUAGAUUGUUUCUACUGUCCCAACUGCACAUCCCACCCUUAUCAUCACCAGCAUACCAUGGGUAACAAUAUUGUCAUCCGCACAUCCCUCUUGAAAGAUACCGAGAAGUGGGGCAAGCCAGCUGCAGAGAUUUAUAGCGUCCAGAAAUGGAGCUGGCAGCCGCAGACGGCGGAUAACAUCUUUGAUACUACGCCACCGUCCUAG